AUGACGAGCAUACUGGUUCCAUACGAAAAUGCCAUGCGCUUGGGCAUGGGAUUCAACACUUACACACACGCACUGUGUAUCAACGAUGCGGUCCAGAAGCCUGGAGGUGUCAAGGCCACGGAGGAUGACCUCAAAAAUAAAGAGGACUUUAGUACCGUCUCGCAGAAAGUCACAUACUCUUCGAAAUACGUAGACAAAGUGUCGGACGUCAUGAGCUCUUUGAACAUUAGCGGCUCUCUAGAGAUCAAGCUGCAGUCGAUCGGCGCCGGCGGACAGGCGAAAGCGACUUAAAGCGAUACUGACAAAUUCAAGGACAGCGAUCUCAACUGCCUCGUCCAGGUAAAAGUCAUGAACUCAAAGUUGAUCGCAGACGACGUAACCGAGUUUAUCCCAAUCGAGAACGUUGUGCCAAGUCAGUUCACUGAAGUCUAUGGCGAUAGCUUCAUCUCUGGCUUCAUCGAGGGCGGCGAGCUUAACGGCCUUGUAUCUAUCAAGCUCAAAGAUCGUUCGAAAGCCCGAGACCUGCAAGCCGAGCUCAAGAUCAAUGCCCCAUUCGCUGGCGGGGCUAUCGACGUGAGUGGCGAAGGCAGCGUGGCAAUGAAGAACAACGAAUCGAGCGUCCAAGGCGAGAGGACAAUCAGCGUGUCUUGGUUGGGAGGUGGGGAUAUCAAGGGCCAGAGUGCCACCGACUGGACUAUCGAUGCGCUGAAAGAUGCUGCAUUCAACUUCCCCUCACGAGUCGCGCAGACUCCGCAGAGGACCUACGCCAUCGUCACGAAAUACACGGCUUUGCGAAGCUUCCAGGAGAAGACGGUUCGCGGAACACCUCUCGACUAUGAGAAUGCUGGCGUGUAUACAAGCACGCUUCUCGAAGCAUAUCUUGAGUACAAGUCCAUUUUGAAAGACUUGCAAAUGAUGAGCUGGGAUCUGGAACACAAGUUGAUCGAAUUGGAGAAGGGGACUGAGACUGCCGCGCAAGCGACCUAUCGGACAAGUCUGAAAUCCAGCUAUGACAAACUCAAGACGAGCUACAACACGAGAAACGCCAGCUUCACUGCGAUGCAGGAGAAGAAGCCGACGGAAGCUGACCAUGAUGCCCUGGUCAAGUACCAAAGAGAACUCGCAGCCGAGGAGCGUAAACUCCUACAGCCUCUGGAACCUAACGAGGUGAAAGUCUACGAACCGGAUCUUUAUGGCCUGGAUCAAGCGCACACGGACUGCCGCUUCGAAAUGAUCAAGAUCGUGCGGGAGGUUGAUGCAGUCACUUUCGAUCCCAAAGUCGCCAUCGAUCCCGAUCGUAAGCACGUCUUCCUCAGCCCUGCAAUCUUCCGACUGCUUGUGCCCAAGGCUGUGAUACCCAAAGCAAAUCAAGUGGCGCCUGAAGGGGCAUGGAGAACCAGUCCGAUCAAAACUCAAGACACCCAACAAUACAGCGCCGAGUACAACGAGAUUGGCGUUUCGAUUAGCAGAACGACACGUACCAACACCUUGGCGCUUCAUCCCGUAUGGCAUGGCUCGCGAAUCCAGCUGCUGCACGCAGGCACGCGUAAAGUGCUCGACUUUGGCGGAGCAGGUGGCAUGACAUGGCUCUAUCAUACUCUGCUUCACGGUCACGAGAAUCAGACCAUGACACUCGAAUGUGAGAACCUGCCUCGCUUGAACGAUCCGCUCGCCAUUAAUAGCUGGAUGUUACGGACAAAGAUUGGCGCACUCGAGAUGAACCAUGUUGCCAGUGAUGACAAAUUGUUGUCUCGCGUGCUCAAUCCGAAAGCAGAUGACAAGGCCAGCCUGCAGCGCUGGUAUAUCAGCAAGUCACCGAUUGAUCCGCUUUGUGUUCGUAUUACGUCCGCUGCCUGGCCCAAUUCGUUUCUUCAGGCGUAUGGUUCUGGCUUGACUGAAAUCAGACUCUUGCCGCUGCCUGCGGACGAGAGAUUGUGCGAUUUUCAGUUGUUGUCGGUCGCUUGA
Molecule: messenger RNA, 1965 nt
Organism: Cercospora beticola
Lineage: Eukaryota; Fungi; Ascomycota; Dothideomycetes; Mycosphaerellales; Mycosphaerellaceae
Source: RefSeq, a predicted model, not a curated record